Molecule: messenger RNA, 588 nt
Organism: Prorocentrum cordatum
Lineage: Eukaryota; Dinophyceae; Prorocentrales; Prorocentraceae
Source: the annotation of a GenBank genome assembly
AUGUCCACCUGGAGCGGCACCGAGUACGCCGGGCCCGAGAAGAACGAGUGGUUCGAGGGUGAGGGCAGGUUCAAGUUCCCGAACGGCGUGGUCUACGAGGGGGAGUUCCGCAAGGGCGAGUUCCACGGCGAGGGUGCGCUGGUGUAUCCGAAUGGGGGCCGCUACCAGGCCCGCUGGGAGCGAGGCUACGCCGUCGAGGGGAAGUACCUCUUCGCGGACGAGCUCCUGUACGAGGACAAGAACUGGCAGUACGUCUCCCAGGGCGACCGGCGCUUCUACACCGAGGUGAAGCAGGGCCUCCACCCCGCGGGGAAGACCCUGCUCACCAACGAGGCCACCCCGCCAUCCAUCCCGAAGGGCACUUACGACUACGGGAGCGGCUACUUCGACCCCAAGACCGAGCAGAUCAUGUCCUACGACGGGAAGGAGGUGUUGAGCUACGUGACCGAGCUGGAGGAACGCUGGAUCAAGGAGCAUUGCCGGAAGGGCUUCGAGGACGACCAGCUCCCCGGCAAACGCUCCCAGCUGCCUUCCGAGGCCGCGGCCGCGGCCGCGGCAGCGCAGGGCGCCGGCGUGAGCCAGCCGUAG